This is a messenger RNA of Phalaenopsis equestris, 3151 nucleotides long. Its product is annotated as probable leucine-rich repeat receptor-like protein kinase At5g05160. The transcript has 12 exons. Gene Ontology annotation, molecular function: ATP binding; protein kinase activity. The coding region runs from base 209 to 2587 and encodes 792 amino acids. NCBI's taxonomy places the organism in Eukaryota, Viridiplantae, Streptophyta, Magnoliopsida, Asparagales, Orchidaceae. The record is from RefSeq and is a predicted model, not a curated record. Gene Ontology annotation, biological process: protein phosphorylation.
CAACUGUUACACAUGUGAAAUGCAUUCAACGAAUUCACCACUCACAGACAAUUGGCAUCUGCCACACCACAGUUUUACUCCGCACUUGAUUGACAGAUUCUUUUUUCACCAUCACCAAAAAAAAUAGCAAUAAAUCGAAGAUGGUGGUCCGGCAAAGAAGCCAAAUUUAUAUUUAAUAAAUUCGAAUCCAACGACGAAACCGAGCACAAUGCCAAUUGAUGAGGCGGAGUUCUGUGAGAGAGGGCUCUCCCCUUCCUCUGUUCGGCGAGGAAUUCGAGGAAGAGAAGUCGGGAUUGGGGAAGACAUGGACUUUCCUCUGGAGGAAUCUGCGGGAGAAACCAAUGUGGGGAAGAAUGGGGAGGGGACGACGAUGGUGGUCGGAAUAAAGGAGGACGACGGAAGCAGGGAGCUCUUAACAUGGACUCUCGUGAAUGUCGCACAAGCCGGCGAUCGCGUCAUUGCGCUCCAUGUUCUCCCCGCUGAGGUGCCGGAUUCCGGUGGGGAGUACUUGGCUUUGAACUCUACUGUGAACGCAUUGAAUGCCAUGAUCGCUGCCUACGAGGUUUUCUGUAACCUGAAGCAGAUCGAUCUGAAGCUAAAGAUAAGUCGGGGUUCUUCCAUUCGGAGAGCAUUGGCUCAGGAGACGAGCUUGGCUUCGGCUUCCAAACUCAUUGUUGGGGUUUCCAAGUGCAGCAACCAAGGGUUUAGUUAUUUUUCUGUCUCCGUUGCGAAAUACUGCGCGAAGAAGCUUUCCGGCUGUUGCUUGGUGCUCGCCGUGAAUAAUGGGAAGAUAGUUUUCGGGGAAGAAGCAGCAGGAGAAAGAAGCAUUGAUGAUCUUUCGCUUGGAACAGAUUCUGUAAGGCCCUGUAAGAUCAAUGAGCAACCUAAAAAAGAUGCAGAUCUCUCAAGACGUUCCUUCCAUUGUCUUCCUUCUGCAUCCAGUGCCAGAUUGAGCAGUGACAGAAUCAACAGUUUUGCUUCUAAAUUGUCAUGGAGAUUCAGCCUGUCAAAGAAUGAGAAAUUUGUAGCCAAUAAUUCUCUAGAUGAACCACUGUACUCUGCUGUCUUCGGCGAGCUGUGUCACGCUUCUUCAGACUCUGUGGAGGGGCCCUUUAAUGAAAUUCUAACUAAGUUUCAUGCCAGACCUAUGGGCUGUUUGCCUUCGCAGAUUUUGGAAUCGUCACAAAGAAAACCUGGAUGGUCUCUAUUUCGCAGAACUUUUUCUUGUCAUAAGAACAAUUCUCCUCAGAGAAGGCCAAAAGCUUCUGCUGUUCAAUUGGCUAAGCAUCUUCCUAGUUGGUUUCCAAUAUCAGCGGUCGUACAUCCUGAUCACAAGCAGGAUAAGUCUGAUGAAGUUUCCAAACCUGAUUUUAAUGGAGUCACUCCUAUUCCCUCCUUUGAGUUUGAUGAUGAAACAAAGGAUCUCUCUAGAGAAUUACUCUCUCUUCAUGAGAAGCAUUCGUCUUCUUUCAGGCUGUUCAGCUACAAGGAACUGGAGCAGGCGACAUCUAAUUUCUCUCCUGAGAAUAUCAUUGGGAAGGGAGGCAAUAGCAGGGUUUAUAAAGGUUGCCUUUUGGAUAAGAAAGAGCUUGCAGUGAAAGUAUUGGAACACUCAGACGAUGCGCUGAAGAAUUUCAUUUCAGAAAUUAAGAUUAUGUCAAACUUGAAGCAUAAGAAUAUCAUCUCCCUAACUGGGUUUUGUUUUGAGAACAAGAAACUUGUGUUGGUCUUUGAUUUCCUAUCAAGGGGCAGUUUAGAAGACAAUCUCCAUGGCAACGAGGGAGGAAAAAAUAGUCCUGGCUGGGCUGAAAGAUAUAAAAUUGCAGUUGGAGUGGCAGAAGCUUUGCAUUACUUACAUGAGAGCAGCGCUGAACAACCUGUGAUCCAUCGCGACGUGAAAUCCUCAAAUAUUCUCUUAUCUGAUGAUUUUGAGCCACAGCUGUCGGAUUUCGGACUAGCUCGAUUGGCAUCAACAUGCAUGAAGAACACAACUAGCAGUGAUUUGGAAGGGACAUUUGGGUAUCUUGCUCCUGAGUGCUUCGCGUAUGGCGAAAUAGAUGAAAAGGUCGACGUUUAUGCUUUCGGGGUCGUUCUUCUCGAGCUUCUCUCCGGAAGAAAGCCAGUAAGCACUAAUGGUCCUAAGGGUGAGGAGAGUUUGGUUCUAUGGGCAAAGCCCAUACUGCGUGCUUGGAGCCUUGAGCAACUGCUAGAUCCAAGCUUAGGUGAAAAUUACAAAACAGAUGAGAUGGAAAGAAUGUGCUUUGUUGCUUCCCUAUGCAUCAGAGAAAUGCCGGGAGAUCGGCCCAGUAUAGCUCUUGUUUUGAAGCUAAUCAAAGGUGAUGAUGAAGCUGUGAAGUUAGCAAAGUUGGAGUUAGGUUCUUCAAUGUUGUUUGAUGAUAUGGAUGAUGAGGCAACAAUCAAUAAUUUAAACAUUCAAUCCCACAUUAACUUAGCAUUGCUCGGCAUCGACGAUGAUGUUGCGCUUUCUGUGAGCAGCCUAGCCCAUUCGUUUGAUUUCACGACGUCGAACAGUUCCUUGGAGGAGUACUUGAGAGAGAGAUUGAGCCAUUCCUUGAGCUUCAACUGAAUUUUCUUUGGCUUUGUAAAGUUUCUUAUGUCUUUUACCGCUUCAGUCUGUAUUCAAUUAUAAUGGGCAUGAGGAAGACAGAAAAAGAGGAAAAGAUCAUGGAUAUACUACUGCAGAAAAAGCUGCAAAGGAUUCUUCAGCUUUAUGCUUGGAGAGUUCGAAGUAGCAGAACUCAGAGCAUUUAUGUCCUGGUUGGAGCUUCAACUAAACUAAUUUGAACGAAUUUGAUUAACAUUCUGAACUGGAACACGGUAGCAGAGCCUAAUUGGCCUGAAGCGCAAGCAAUCUGACUGGAUUAGCAGACGUGUAAAUAAAAGGUUCAGACAGGGGUACUUACAGAGAAGAUGCUUAAAUAAAGUUGAGGAAUGGAUUCCCUCAUGGCUUCUAUGCAGUCAUGGAACAAGAGAGUGGAUGACAGAGAGAGAUGAAUUAAGGAUGGAUUAUUAUUAAUAUCAUGCGGAUCAUUAAUUAGUAUUAUUAUGAGUGUUAUCCUUUAAUGUGAAUAUUUUUAUUUUUUUGGGAAAUUUACUUAAACAUCCCCCAAUUCUUAUGUAUUUACAAAUU